AUCGUUUAUCAUACUCGAUACUUUAGCAAAUGACUUGAACAAAUUAACGCAAACUGAUUUUAGCUUUUUGUUGACUAAAAGGAAGCUUCCUAUAUUUACAAAAUGAGCUGCCCAGGUUUUGGAGAAGUAAACAUACCGUCGUCUCGAGCCUUUUGGGACGACUGCGAAGAGGAUGAAUUCGACAACGUUGAACCGGCAUCACAGUUGCACCUAAAUUUUAAUGAGGGCGAAUCAGAAGCUCCCAUUGCCAGUGAACUAUUCGUGUUGGUGGAAGGACCACAAAUAACAGAAUUUUGUAACGCUUUGUUGCUACAGGAUGCCAAAAACAUUUGCAGCAUACCGGCAAAAUCGUCGUCUUUGCAUUUGAAUGCAGCCAAAGGACACUUAUUGGCUACACUCGAAGAAGAUUUCAACAACAGUGGUGAAAUUGCAGAGCUGCUGCUGCCUUAUGCUCAAUUGGCUAAGAAGGUGUUGACGAUCACAGUGAAACCAAAGAUGGAGUACAAAAGCGAAGAUAUCAACAGGUAUUGCAAUGAGGUCGCCAUUGUGCACAGCAUUGGUGGUCCAUCUGGCGAUAAGACCAUAAGUCAACUGGAGGCGCCCAAUUUUAUAUCCGGUGUAGCAGCUGGUGUUGCUAGCUGGCGCCAGCAGAUGCAGCUUCCGUUCAAUUCAUAUGUGGUGUACGUCGAUAAGCUACCUAUAGAUGGCGUUACUGCCGGACCAUUGAUCAAGCUGUUACAACAAUCCGGAGUCCAAUGCAGCGAUCGCUAUGUUCCCAAACCCAAACCCAGUUCUUAUUUAUAUUCUUAAUAUUGGGGGUG
Molecule: messenger RNA, 821 nt
Organism: Drosophila albomicans
Lineage: Eukaryota; Metazoa; Arthropoda; Insecta; Diptera; Drosophilidae
Gene: PSMG1
Exons: 3
Coding region: 103-810 (235 amino acids)
Biological process (GO): proteasome core complex assembly
Cellular component (GO): endoplasmic reticulum
Molecular function (GO): proteasome binding
Source: RefSeq, a predicted model, not a curated record